GCCAUUUUACAUAGGUUUCAAUGGGGAAAGUCUGUUGUUUCGGGACUUGCAAUUCAGACUCCAGGUACCCUGAAAGGGUGUCUGGAGUCAGUUUUUACCCUUUUCCGAAGCCAAAGACCCGCAUGGAUGCAUGCAUGAGAUGGAUUAAGGCCUGUGGUCGUCCACAUUCGCAACUCAACGUAACGAAGAUCACGAAGGACACAUACAUAUGAUCAAAGCACUUCAAAGAUGGGAGACCAACGACACGGUUUCCAGACCCGCAGCCAGCGGAUGGCACCGACGCCGCGCCAGUCAGGACGCCAAUGAAACGUCAUGUACAGCAGAAUGAGUGCAACAAAAAGCCCAGACUGACCCCACCCAUACAGGAAAGUCAGCUGCAGGGAACACCCACAGAGGGAUCUUCUUCUCCAAGUCUACGUUCCAUCCAGAGACUGAAAAAGGAAAAUAAGGACCUGAAGAGGGAAAAUGAUGACCUGAAAAGGGAGAAGGAAGACCUGAACAGUACAUGUAAAGACCUGAGAAGGAAAAAUGAAGACCUGAAAAGAGAAUGUGCAGACUUGAGCAGGGAGAAUGAAGAACUGAAAAAGCAUGCGUUUAGUUUUAAUGUUGUUGCUGGGUCUCGUACAAAGAACUUACUUCAGUAUUAUACUGGUUUUACCUAUGUUACUUUUAUGUCCCUCUUCAGUUUCCUUGUUCCAAAUGAAGGUAUUAACCCUGUUGCGUACACUUCUAGGAAGACAGCAUGUAUGGCAUUGUCGUUGAAAGACCAGUUGUUUUUGGCGACGCCUGAGGGGCGAGCCUAAUGUUACAGAGUGCGACCGUUUGACAAAAAUUCCCAGAAUUUCGUAGGCAUGUCUGGAAUUUUUACACGCAUGCGUAGUGGUAUCCUCUGAGUAUUCAACUUGCUGUUGUACAGUUGCGGUAAAACAUAACCUGUGUUAGUAAGUGAACCUGAGACACUAAGAUAUCAGCAAAUACACUUUUGUAUGUCUCCACCAACAAUUUUAUACGAUAAACUUUAUUAGGAAUGCUUUUCAAAUGUAUUUGUAUUGAUUUUCAACAGUUCAACAUAUCUUUGUGUAGGUGGCUGCACUUGAAAAAAAAUGGCAACAUUUUCUCAUUUCCAAUAAACUUUAUUAAUAAUGAUUUCGAA
Molecule: messenger RNA, 1153 nt
Organism: Branchiostoma floridae (Florida lancelet)
Lineage: Eukaryota; Metazoa; Chordata; Leptocardii; Amphioxiformes; Branchiostomatidae
Exons: 4
Coding region: 303-803 (166 amino acids)
Source: RefSeq, a predicted model, not a curated record